GUUAAUAUAAAUCCCUCGUAUCAAUCCGAGGAGCUAAAAUUUGCACUGGACAAAGUAGGCAUAAAAGCACUGAUCUCACCGUCGAGCUUCAAAAAAUCUAAUUAUUAUGCAUCCAUGACGGAGGUUAUUCCCGAGCUUGCAAAUAAACCCGAAGGUAGAGGCGAAAUGAAUGUGCAUUAUUUUCCCAAAUUUCGUCAUUUCAUCAUAAUUGAUCGAAACGACGAGGAGAAAUCUUACAGCAAAAAAAAGCCCAUAGCGCUUAUGAUUGGCGUACUACACGAUUUCAGAGGUGCAUGGAGGUAUUCUGAUGUAAUCAAAAUGGGCACCGAAGAAGAUCGUGUGAAGCUGGCAAAUAUCGAACGGCGAGUGCAACCAGAUGACCCGGUCAACAUACAGUAUACAAGUGGAACCACGGGUCAACCAAAAGGCGCUACACUGACUCAUCAUAAUGUUGUGAAUAAUGCGUAUUUUGUUGGACGGCGUGCUGGUUAUAAUGAAAAGAGGACGAUAAUUUGCGUUCCAAAUCCGCUGUAUCACUGUUUUGGUUGCGUAAUGGGCAGUUUGAGUGCCUGUGUUCAUCUGCAAACCUGUGUUUUCCCGGCACCAUCGUUUGAUGCUCUAGCGGCUUUACAAGCAAUACAUGAGGAAAAAUGCACAACAGUCUAUGGCACACCAACGAUGUAUAUUGAUAUGUUAAAUCAUCCACGAUACAAAGAAUUUGAUUACACCUCAAUAACCUCAGGUGCGUUUCAUUUCCAGACACAGCAAUUUAAGAGCUGA
Messenger RNA from Gongylonema pulchrum, 780 nucleotides. NCBI's taxonomy places the organism in Eukaryota, Metazoa, Nematoda, Chromadorea, Rhabditida, Gongylonematidae. The record is from the annotation of a GenBank genome assembly.